UCGACCCUAAAGAGAUGUUGUGCAGUGUGCUGUAUAUUUUUCUUAUAAUUGGCUAAAUAUCAAGAAAAGUAACGGAAAAUGCUAGUAUAACUGUAAAACUAAAAUGUAAGUCUUGACUCUUGUGGAGCUUUAAUAGUCAUUCAUCAUGGUAGAGGAUUAUGUGUUCUAAGUUUGUGAUGUUAUUCUUACGAUAUGUGUUGUGCAGUAUUGUUGUAAACAGUGAGAAGAAACGAGAAAAUGAAACAUCUUACUUUUAUCUAAUUCAAGUUACUAAUUCAUGAGAUAACCACAAUGGAGCAUGGGGACUUGGUGUCAGAAAUGGCUCAGGUAGAGCAUCUAACAACUCAAGAGAGGCUCCACUUGGCUCGCAGACGGCGCAUGCAACAGCUGAAACUAUGGCAGCAGAGAGAGAAGGAGUGGGCUAGGCUCAAAGCAAAGAGAGAGAAGAGUAACAAGAGAAGUAUAUACUUCAGCGACAGUGUAAUGCUGCUCGAAGCUGCUGCCAGAAAUGACAUUGACGAAGUGCGAAGGCUGCUAGCGCGCGGAGUGACUCCAGAUGCAACCAACGAAGAUGGCCUGACAGCUCUCCACCAAUGCUGCAUUGACAACAACGAGGCCAUGAUGCGUCUCCUGCUGGAUAACGGUGCCAACGUGAACGCAGAAGACAGCGAGAAAUGGACUCCGCUCCACGCAGCCGCAACUUGCGGGAACCUUAACCUGGUCAAGAUACUUAUCCAACGCGGCGCGAACCUGCUGGCUGUGAACGGUGAUGGGAACAUGCCGUAUGAUAUCUGCGAGGAGGAACGCACCCUGGACGCUAUAGAGAGCGAGAUGGCCGCUAGGGGUGUCACGCAGAGGCUGAUUGAUGAUACCAGGGCUGCUACGGAGAUGCAAAUGCUGUUUGAUGUCGCUGAGCUGGUGAAGGAGGGAAUGGAUCUGGACGAGCCCAGGGAUAACCAAGGAGCCACUCUGUUGCACAUAGCCUCGGCGAAUGGAUACCUCAAGGUGGUGGAGUUCCUGCUGGAGCACAGAGCUUCCUCGGACGUGGUAGACCACGACAUGUGGCAGCCAGUCCAUGCAGCCGCCUGUUGGGGACAUUUAGAGGUGCUAGAACUGUUAGUGCAGUAUGGCGCCGAUCUCAACGUUCGAAACAAACACGACGAGACUCCAGCAGAUAUUUGCGAGGAAGGUGAGAUGCGCAGUCGCAUCCUGAGGCUUGCUGCUGAGCAGGAAGAAGUUCGGCGGCGAGCUGCCAGCGGCGCUGGAGACAGGCUGCGGACUGCGAGGAGAUCCUCGUCCUCCGCCUCCACCAGCAGGGUUAGAUCGGUGCGACGGACGUCACUGCGAGAGAAGCAGUUGGCAGCUAAAGCGGACGCCAGGGGAGAGGCAAGACUUCGAGAGACCUUCGACUCUGCUGUCGAUGAUGACUACCAGGGCUUGGCCAACGGAGUGGAGAAUGAUCAGAAUGCAAGCCUUUCCGCAGACAUAUCGAACACAAGAUUGUCGAUAAGCUCGACAACGUCCAACCAGAGCUUCGACUCGGAGAAUGUCGACUACGCUGUCCCCAAAAACUCCUACCAGAGACAACCGCACCGAACAACGGACAUAGAUGCAAACGACACGUUCCAACAACCGAAAAUCUCCAAUCCCCUAUUCGGCGUCAACGCCGCCUCACAUUACUCCCCCGCACCGAUCCAGACGAUACAAGAAGACAAUCAUUACGAAAGAAAUCUGCCGAACGGCAUAAGGAAAGCGCCCGAAGGCCAAGACAACGAGGCGUUCAAAAACGAAGACACACUCGAUGGUAGGAAAGAGCUUGUUAUCGCGCCAAGUCAGAUCAUCGCCGAUGGCAGUACAGCCACCUACACCACGGACAAUAAUGGUAAAAUCAAUGUUCAUGUCACCGUCAUGAUUAACGCAGGAACUCUAGCCGAUUUGAAGAAGCAGCGCGCUCAAAUCAGAACCAACGGUAGUCCCCCGGAGACUGUUUGCAAUACCAACAGUCACAGCCUGAGCUCCAUCCCCGAAGGUAAGGAGAGACCAGCCGUGUCCAACAUGGUGCCGAGGUUCUCCGGAAACACCAGCGAUGUGGUGGGGGACACCAAGUCGCGCAGGUGCUGUGUUAUUAUGUAGGCUAGUGGAAUACGUUUCGGGCUGGAAGAAUAAGAAAGAAGUGAAAAAGUCGUGAUAUUAAAGUACUAUUCUUGGUAUUUGUAGACUUAAAAAAUGUAAUGCCACAGGAUAUAUUAUAUAACUAAUGCGGUAUAGAAACUACGUACAAAUAUUGGAAACGACUCACGCACACAAACGCAGAUGUCGUAACGGCCGUUCCCAAUAUUCAGUCGUAUCUCCAGUUGUGGCUUACUUGGGAUAAAAAUGAUAACUAUGGUUGACUUUUCUGUCCCAAUAAACUUAUCGAAGGUAACUCACCUUACCCGUACACACUGUCUGUCAAUAGGACGACGUAUAGCUUACCAACGAUGAACGAAGAAGUUUGUAUGGAAAUUGCAAUUCACGCGUAUUGACAGCUGAUUACGAACAGUAGAAGGUAGUAAUUUAUCUCUAUCUGUAGAUAGUAUAUUGGGAACAGCCGUAAGUGGACAUCAAAGUACCCUCAUUUAUUUAUACCGCUUUAUUAAUAAUAAAAAUAUAAUUCGUCGAUUAUUAAUUGAGUUAUCAUUAUAAAAGCAUUGUUUAGUAAAAAAAUUCGGAAUUGAAAUUUAAAUCAUUAAUAUUGUAUAAUAAUUUAGGAUAUUGGCGUGAAACAUACAACUAAUUCAUUUGUAUAUGACAAACGGAUCAAGAAUAGGCGACAGUCCAAGUAAGUCAGUUAAACGUUUUAAAUAAUAUUUUUUUUAUAUUGGUUUUGCCAUUUACCCUCUUUUAUUCUUUCAGCCUGUUAAUUCUAUAUUUCAAGCAUAAAGAACAGAAAACUGUUAUAUUUUGUUGCGAAAAGUAUACCUUGAUUCAAACUGUGCUAACUUUUGGUGGCUAAAGCCCCAUUCCGAAGGCGUGGUAGCUUAUAAAGUCAAGUUUCAAAGCCUUACUUUCAAAGUUGGUAGAAUAUAAUAUAUAGAAAUAAUAAAUUUCAAAUGUGCCUUAAUACAUUCAAGUAAGGAUGAAGAUAGGCAUUGUGUUUUACAGUUGCAAACUAUUUCAAGCUUUGUCGUAUGUUAUUAAGGUUGAUUGUCGUUUAAUAUGAAUAAUUUGCAAGUAGGGUAGAACGCGCUUAGUAAGGAUUAGUACUUAAAUGGCGCUUCUGUAGUUCUUUCGUGUAACAUAAUUGUCGUUAUAUCUUCUUUAAUGAAACUAUGAGGAAUUGAAUAUAUUUACUAAGAAAGUGCCUUAAUAUUAUGAUAUGACAACUGAAUAACAAACCCAAAAUGGUGAAUUCCAAAUAUAGAUAUUGUUAUAGCGCCAUCUGUUGUUUGUUGUAAAAAAUAUUUAAAAUUAAGGCUUUUCUUCGAUUUUUCAAAAUAUAUUCGAAAUUGAUCGUAAAGAUUCGAUAGCGAACUGAUAUUUUUAUCUACUCAAAACAAUGUCACUUUAUGCUAAGAAAAAUAGUUUUAAAUAACGAUAAAUUUCGCGCCAAAAACGGAACCGUCAUAAACAAAGAAAAGUCAAAUGUGGGGAACAAUAUACAGUGUGGCCGAGAAGUUGACGUCCAAAGCUAAAAUUUGAAAGCCUCAUGGUGAUGAGUAUCCGAAUCACCCCUAUGUAUGUUCUACGAUUUUACGUAGUUUAGGAGAUAAUAACUUUUUUCCCUUUUUUUCAGCUUUUUUCACCUAAUUGUGAUUUAGGACUUUUUUCUAACUUUUUUGAACACUUUUAGUUAAUUUUAUUGUUGAUAAUUAUCAACUACAGUUGCAAUAACCACAUAAGAAACAAUGAAUAGUUUAGACAAUGCGGAACUAGUUUGGAAUAAUUUUAGCUUUGGACGUCAACUUCUCGGCCACCCAGCUAUAUUGAAAAUAGAAACGACCUUUCGAAGUCCGUAUCGUUGCUAAAAACAAUCUGUUUCUGUUCACGUCAGUGACCUCACAAAAUCGUGGUAGGCGUUUUCGGUCACGUGACAAUUUGAAAAUAUAAAUAAUUCAAAUUUUUUUUAUAACAACUUAGUAUUGAAUUCGUAUUUGUUAUGGUUAAAUCUCUAUAUAUAACAAAUGUUCAUAAUUAAAUUUUGUUAUAUGAAAUUUGUAUAAUGGUUCGGUUACCCCUUUUUUACAGGUAUAGGUAGAAAUUUCAUCGAACAACUACUAUUAAGUAUUUUCAACUUUAUCGUAACUCAAUAAGGUCUUGUUUUGGUUAAAUUAUUAUUAUACCAAAAAAUUGGUUUCGGCUUAUUUAAAUGUCAUGAUAUAGUGAAAAUGUUGUAAUUCUUUGCACAUUGUUUGAAUUUGGUAGACUUUUCGCAAAUUAAUUCUGUUGUUGUGCAGCGUUUUUGAUACUUAUCUACGGCUAUUUUUAACUUUAGUUGAUUAUUAUAUAAGUUUGAAUAUACUAUUGGAGCUAAGAAGUAAUAGCAUUUACCUGAAUCAAAAUCUAUGCCAUUGAUGGACCACUGGACUUGCCCGAGAUUCUUCGAGAAGUUUCUAGCUCAAUUACUGCUGUGUUAAAAUGGACGUCGGAAAGAUUUACAAAAAAAAUGGAUGUGGCAAUAUAUAAAUUUGUAAAAAUAUUAUAAUUAUGCUUGCAAAAUAGAGAGUCCUUUGAAUAUUUAUCUAAUAAGUUUUAAUUAAAUUAUUUUUACUGUAUAUCUGAUCGUCUUAUGAACAUUCCAUUGUUUCAUAAUUUAGAAUAAUUAAAAAAGAAUUAGACGUAAUUGUAGAUGGAUUACAUUGGUAUUUAAAAUGUUAUAAUUGAUGUGAUCUUUGGUGUUAAUUCCGCUAAGUUUAACAAAAUCACUCGGACAUAUCUUACGCCUUGACAACAGUUCUUCAAGAUCUGUUGGACUUGACAAAUUCGAGAGGGACUCGUGAAUUGAAAACAUUGACAUACAAUAGACGACUUCACUCACAAUCAUUACACACAUAAAACUGAAAACAAAAUUUUAUGAACGAUGCGGGACUCGAACCCGCGACCUCUGGCGUUCUGUGCGAGCACUCUUUCCAACAGAUCCAACUAAGAGUUGAACAAAGCAUACUAGAUUUUAUCAACGAUACGUCACUCGAAUUAAUCCCAGAAGUUAUGGAUAUGUCACUUUAAAAAUAACAAAUUGUUUAGAUUUCAAAGAGCGAUAUCUCAAGUCAAUUUCCUAUAUAUAUGCAAAUAUUGGGGUUGAGCAGGUUAUCAACUGUAAAGUAGAUCGUGUAGAUGAAGCCACAAUCUAAGAGUUGAACAAAGCAUACAAGAUUUAAUCAACGAUACGUCACUCGAACGGUUGGCUCAGUUGGAAAGAGCGCUCGCACGGAACGCGAGAGGUCGCGGGUUCGAGUCCCGCAUCGUUCAUAAAAAUUUGUUUUCAGUUUUAGCACUUUAGAACAACAAAUUGUUCACAAUCACAAAAGAAAAUUCUGAAGCAAAACUAAGCCAGAGUUUUUUUUGAGUAGUGUUUCGAUCGCGCUUUGAAUCCUGUCCAAAUAAUAGCAUAUACAAACUUAAAAGGUUACUAACUUAACGUUUUUAAUCAUUUUGCUUAAUUAUUACAUUUAAAUUGCUAAAACAAAACGUUCUUGCCUCGUGUUCGCGUCUGUUUCGCGCGUAACGUAGUGUUACUACUUCUAAUAAGCGUAUACAAUAUAUUAUGAACAUUACCGCCACGUAAUAAGGUGUUCAUUUGAAUGAAUGUUUUAAUGUUAUAUGUAUAAGUUAUAUAUACGUUUAUACAACGCCGCUCGGACAGUUUUUAUGACCAUUUAACAGGCAAUUAUUGUGAGUCUACUUGUUUAUUGUACGUUAAUACGUUAAAGAUGGUCAUUUACAAUAUUUUUAAUAUGAUGGAAUGAUUUUAAAUGUUUGGGAAAUUUAGUGUUACUUGCUAUAUUGAAAUCAUAAUCAUAUUUACAAAUCGAUUCACUGUUGACGAUGAGUAUUGUUUUAUAAAUAUUGUUGAAGAUAAUAUAAAUUAUUGUUAUUCGUUUACACACGUCAGUGUUAUUGUGUGAUUCUUGGUCAACUGCUAGAUAAAUAAUAAUAUCUAGUUCAAAAGAACUAAAAAACACGCUUUAAUUGAAUUUAAAUUAAAUUAUCUUUGCUAUUCUAAAAUAUCCUAAUAUUAGUUAAAUAUAAUGGUUGAAAUUUAAAAUUCACAUCAAUUCCUGCCUUGUAGAUGAAUAUUAUAUUAACUAAUAAAAAUCUAAUUUUGCAAAUUGAAAAAUGGAAUAAUUUUAUCAAGUUUAAUGUAUUGUCAUCGGUCCUCGAUAAAUAUACGAAGUUUGAACGAAAUCUGGCCGAUUAAAGUGGGUCAAAAUUGCGCCCAAAUGAGUUGGUUACCAACAAACACACAUUCAGGUGUUGCUAUGCUAAUAAAGUGCGUGUAGAAAGACUUAAAUCUUGUUUGCAUAAGCAAGGUAACAUUUUACUCCCAAACAGAGCUUUUUUCGUCGAUGCAAUCUCUAUUCCAAGAAUAUCUGUCUAAAUAGUCAUCAAUCCUUGCUUCAAUGGCAUACUUAAAUAGCUUUUUAAGUAAAAAUACAAAAAAAAGUGCAGUUAUACCUAUUACUUACAGAUAUCUUUUUCUGGCUGUUCGUAACUAGCGGUCCCUAACGGCCGAUUCCAAUAUUCAGUCUUUCUCUUACUUAAGAUAAAAAUCGUAAUCAUCGUUGACUUUUCUGUCCCAAUAAACUUAUCGACGGUAACUCACGUUACCCGUACACGCUGUCUGUCAAUGGGACGACGUAUAGCUUACGCUUUGUGUGGAAAUUUCAAUUCACGUGUCCCAAUAUAAGGCGAUAAGAAUGACUUAUCGGGUAUAAUAUUGGGACAGCUUCAGAUUACUGACAGCUAAUUACUGACAUUUGAAGGUAGUAAUUUGUGUCUAUCUGUAGAUAGUAUAUUGGGAACGGCCGUUACUCUGCAUUAGUAAAUUUCUUUUUAAUUUACACACGAUACAUAUCUGUUGAACAUUUCUUUAUCUGGAAAUCUUCGAACAAGAUUCUAUAAACAAAUACGAGAUUUAUUUAUUGAAUGCUAAAUUCACUUCGGCGUUGAUUUCAUUUUUAGCAACGGUGGAAAUUUUUAUAAAAAGAAAAUAACGGCUUUUAUGUUUGGUCUUUAUUAAAUUUGUUAAAAGAUUACUGAAUAGUAAAAUACUUUUCUAAGACAGCGUAAUGCUUUGAAUUUUUCAAAUGUGAUUUAAAAUUGAAUGAUUUUUCACGAAAUGUUGUCCAUUGAUAAUUCGUGAUAUUGGCAAGGAAUAUAAUAAUAACCUAUUUUACUGGUAUUAUGUUCCUGAUGAAACUUAUAUAUUUCGCAAUAUAUGCAGCUUAGGUUGACACAAGUGGGGGCCAUUGUGUUCAGAGUUGUGUCGGUAUUGCCAAACUAGGAAUUUAGCACUUAACUAGAAUAAAAUACAAAUAAACAGGAUGACUGGUGAGGCACCAACGAUAUUUAAGAAGUUUCGAUUCUUGUUCUAAUGAUGUGAUAAAUUCGGUACUCACUUAGUUACGUACUUACUUAGUUUAUAAAAAACAUCUGUGCAGUUAUUUCGUUGGUCAAGCGCAAGCGCCGACUGGUCCGUAUGCUUCCUCGCCCCGCGAGCAUUGCGUAUUGAGAACCGCCUCGCUCUAUAGUUCCUCCCUGACAGUCUGCUCGGCGCUCGCCCGGUACCAGCUCACGCCCGCACUAGCACCGCAGGCCAAUUACACCCGAGCUUAGAUGAAUACCGAAUCAUCUUCGUUCGCGUUUCUUCUGCUCGACGUUCUUGACUAUCGUCAAGUGUCGCACCAUUCAUGCUGUACAUAGUAAAUAACUACUGUUGUCGCGAGAUAUGAAAAAUUUCGGUCAAUGACAUCAGUGCUUGUCAGUUGCGAAUAUUGUGAGACCUUGUGUGAGCGAGACAAAAUUAUUAUCACUCACUACCUCUAUUAUAUAUCACUGGACUGGCGGCUGUCAAAAUGCUUUUGUGCGUGUUUGAUAUUCGCCAUUUUGGCGCUGUUGGCCAUGUAGCGAGAGUCUACGGUACUAAAACUAAUGAUGACAACCUCAGCAAACAUCGAUUUUGAAACUAUUUACAAAAAAAAAUGUGUACUUUAUUAACGUUGAUUUUUGAAAUAUAAAGAACAUGGAAAACGAACGAAAUUAAUUCAAAAUGCAAAAAUACUUCAGAGUAUUUUACGUUCCUUCGCAGCCAUUUUCGCCACCUAUAUUAUACGCCAAAAUUAGUUGUCUGGACGCUCGCGAGUGGCGCAUCAAAUAGGCACAAUAAAUUUGCUGUUAAACAAAUAGAACAGCCUGUCCAGUGGUAUUUAUACAGGCCAGUGAUAUCACUGCACCGCGAGAGACAAGUGCUACUGUGAGAUAAAUACUUGAAUACUCCAGUUCUAGUUACUUUUGUAUUUCUAAGUUAAGAGUGAAGUGAUAGAUUAAUUAAAUUAACAAAACUUUUUCAUAUCAAUGUUUAAGUUGUUAUUUCAUUUUUGCGUCUUACAAACAAAUUACAAGAUUGUACUAUAGUAGCUGCCAUCGAUCUUGCCACUAGGUGCCAAUCUUGAUGGUCUCUAGUACCAUAGACAAAGCCGAAAUGGAGAGUAACACGGCGCAUCACUAAUUGUAUAGUAUUCUAUUAUAGUGCGCGCGGAAGCGCUAGUCACCUUCUGAGGUAUGUGGGGGGGUGAGACGGAGGAGGGCGCGAUUGAAAAGACGCUCACGAUAUAUUAUAUGGUCGACGGCAGAAUGAGUUAGCUUGAUGUUUGUCUACCUCACCCGCCCUGCCGCUCACAUAACUCAGGCGGUGAUUAGCGCUUCCGCGUACACCACAGUAUGUGCUACCGUUCCCUGUGUAUUGGUAUUUGCCGAGGAAUGUUGGUAGCUAUAUAUUUAAUUAAGUAAUGAACAUCUUGCCAUCGGAAUGGUAUUGUGUAGAUAUUGCAUUGUAAAUACUUAGUUCUCGGACAAUACAAAAUUAAAUCGGUAUAUUUAUUUUACUGUAUUUAUUUAUUAGGAAGCCAACGUGCAUAUAACAAUAUUAAUCUUCGGACACAUUUAAAAAUUCAUUUAUUAUAAUGUUGUACACUCCACUUAUAGGCUAACUCGACAUGCACAAUAGGCAUCUAUAGAUAAUUUAGAAAAAUAUAACAAAAAUAAAGCCACAAGCAAAAGGCUUGAAACGACACGAAAGAAAAACAACAAUAACUACGAACAAUGACUAACCAUCUUGAAAUUUUUUAACUUCUUUAUUGGAACAUGCGGCUGAAAUGCCGAAAAAUAUCUAUGCCAGCUCUUUUAACCAAAUUGGUGUAAGUGACAACUAUUCUAUACAAGUGGGAUCUGCCUAGAUUCGAUUUAACGAAUCUGAUAAAAUCAUCAUCACUUCUAAUGAGCGUAUACAAAUAGACUUUGAAAAGUACUGCCACGAAAUAAGGUGUUAAUUUGAAUGAAUGUUUUAAUGUUAUCUGUAUAAGUUAAUGUAUACGUAUAUACAACGCAGCUCGGAUAUUUUUUGACGACCUUUUUAGGUCCAUAUUUGUAGUCUGGUUACAUAGAUUAAUGUUGUCUAAAAAUGAGAUUGAGAUUGGUAACAACAAAACAACAUGCGAUCGCAGUGACUGCGCGACAGUGCUUGCGCAAACAUGAGCGUUGAACGACAUUGACUCUGUGCUCGAAUAUUAGUUCAUUCAUUCGAGUACUGUAUAAUAGUAUCGCUCUAAUGCCUCGUUACUGUCGCUGCGACAGUGACGUCGGAUCCGCUCGGCUUGGAAGUCUAGCCUUUAAGGACAUCUAACUCGAGAGCAGGGGUGUGCAUUGGUUUUCUACGAGGUAGGCACUGUGGAUUUAACUAGUAGUAGUUGAGCCUUGGAAUAAGCAAAGAUUGCUUACUGUAAGUUUUUAGUAUCUAGAGUAAGGAAUGUUUUUAUGAGUGGGUGUUCAAUAGAAGUUUGGUAAUAAAACAACGAAACUAAAUUAACUUUAACACUAUUGCUGUAUUUAUUUAGGAUCAUAACAAGGUAGGCACUGCCUAAUUGCCUAUAUAAUAUGCACGCCCCUGCUCGAGAGUAUACUGUUAUCUCAAAGGCCGGUAUUCCCCUCGUCAAACAUCUAGUUUACUCCGAAGUUGCUGCGAAUAGCUGUGCGUAGUAACUUCACAGCUUACCAGAAUUUUGGCGAGUGGCAUAACGGUUGAUCUCUGGUAUUAUUGCAUGCCGUGAGCAGUGCUUUUCACCUAAUGAUAUUAUGAUAAUGCACUUUUCAGUUUGUUCUAUCUAAUAUAUAUAAAAAACUUUACUUAUGUAUAACACUCGCCUCUUGCCGUGCCUUAAAUCAUCGGUGCGCAGAUUAGUAUUACUUUUUAAAAAUCACAACGUUGGUAAUUAUGUUAUUGGUAGCAACGUGCUGCAAAAAACACACCUGGUGGGAGUUUUUGAUAUAAAUAAAACAAUAUCAUGAAUAUAAACAUUUUCAGAUGUUAUUUGUGUGAAUUCUAUAAUUGUAAGUUAUAUAAAGUUGUUCAAAUUGCAUCAGCAAUGUGAAAAUACAUAAAUCAAACGCAAAACAUUCCAUUAUAUAAUCUUUAUUUUGAAAUGUAUAAAAGCUAUUUUGUAAUGUGUUAGUUUAAGUACAUCAUCCAGUUACACAUUCGUCCAUAUCAUAGUCAUUACUAUUAAAUUAAAACUUAAGAAGUAAUUAUUAUAUUUAAAAGUAUAUAUAAUUAAAAUAUAUUAUACAGAAUGAGUAGUGAGACUCUGACGAUAUUUUAGGAGAGUACUUGGUAUCAGAUUCUCGAUCUAAUAAUGUAAUUUAAUUAGGUCCUUAAUUUUUAACAAAUUUCCUUCAAAAUAAAUGAAGUGUUAUUACCUCUACUCAAACGAAAGCGCCGACAUGUCCGUGUGUCCGCCACCCCCUCCCUACUCCCUGCCCCGCGAUUACCGUGUUGCGUAGGGUGACCAUGCGUUGCGAAAUUAAUUACUUAACUUUCGGUUAAAUUUAGUGUUUUUUUCUUCUUAAAUUAUGAUCGCCAAAUAUCACUUCCUCGAGUGUCGGUUUCUCACCCGUCAUGCUGUAUAUAAAUGCAAGUGUGAGCAAUCUUAAGGGCCUUAUUCAAGCACAAUAUUAUGUACUUCGGUUGUUUUUCUACAGUAUUCAAUUUGUGAGCAUUUACAGAAUUUGUGAUAAUUUUUUAUUACGGCGUAUAAUCAGUUUUAGAGAAAUUGUUCUGUGUACGUUUUAGUGAUGCAUAUAUUAUUAUAUUAAGAAAUGUUUGUAUAAUUCGAUAAAUUAUUCUAUUGUUUAUUUUCACUGUCUACUGGGAAAUUAAACGAAAUUAUUCUCGCUACUCUAUUUACUAGCGUUCAAAUUAUUAAAAAAAAAAAUAUUUAUGCGUGAUAUUUUUAUUUUAGAGAUACAUUAGUUUUGAAUAUCAUUGUUGUGUCUGUGACUAAAGUCUGUUCAAAUUUUAUCUUGUACAAAUUCCCUUUGAUGAUUUUAUACAAUUUGGAAACAAAAUAUUUUUAUAGGAAUACUAUUCUUUUUAGUGCCUCAGUAAUUCUUGCCUUAAAUAAAUAUAUAAUAUAAAAAAGCAGUGUACUUAAUAAUUGAAUUUAAACUUUUUACUUAACUUGCCAAUCUAAGCGUAACUUGUCUAUUCUUUGAAUUUGGUUGCAGUUUACGAUAAUUUUUCUAUAUUUAUGUACUUAAUUUAAGUAUUUAUGUUAUAAAUUCAAAAUAUUAUGCUUUACGCUCGAGAUCACUUGUAAAAGUUAUAAAUUAAUUGAAAUUUAUUUAUUAUUACUAUAGGAGAAAAAUACUAUUAUAUUUUAUUUUAUAACUGUACUUAAAGAAGUUGGCAUUUAAAAAUCCAUUUUCAGGAUAAAUCAUUUUAAAACUUUUGUGGUUUUAUAGUAUGUAUACAAUUUUAUAUAUUUAAGAAUAAUGCUUCAGUUAUCAGAAAUAUGAAUAAAAAGUUAUAAGUACUUUAAUAUAGAGGGAUAUAUUGAUUCAAAUAAGUGUUGGUGAAUAUAAUAUACGUAAUACCUUUCCCUAGUAAUAUUGUGAUUUUAUUGUAUAAAAUAUUUUAAGUGUUUUGUAUAUUAGACUGCUGUUCGAUUUUCGACUAUGUGCAGUACAAAAUAUGGUCGUGUUUCAAACAAUGCAAUAUCUGUUGUACUGACGCCUAGCUCAUAAGUAUCUUUUGUAGAGGUGGUCUAAGCCAAAAGCACACUAUUUCAUGAACAAUAUUUACAAAUUGAUCAUAUGGUCAUUGUCAAGUAUGCAAUACAGUCAAUCUACUGCGUUAUAUUCUGUUACCUGUAUGUAAUCUGUUACCCUACUUAUAAUUCGGUUUAAAAUGAUGCAAUUUUAGUUUAGUGUUUGGUUACGUGCCAACAUGUAUAAAUAAUUGAUAUAGUUUUAGUAAAAUAUGUUUGGUUACUGUCUUAUGUCGGUGUAGCUUAGCUUGGUUCUGUUUUCACCUUUUAAAGCACUUGAGAAGAAAGAAAGAAAUGAAAGGGGCUUCCUUUUUUAUAAAAUUUUGAUAAAAUAUAAUUCAUAAUUUAUAUAAACUAACGCGGUCACUUGAAGGUUUCUAUGAAAAAUAUAUUAUAACAUACCUUGCUACAAAAUACAGCGCUAUAUUUUAGAGUUGCGUGUGUGACGGACUUAAUACAGUAUAUUGACUGGUCGUACGAUUAUUAAACUUCAAUAUAUUGUUGAAACGGCUAUUGAAUGCAUUACAAGAAUAAUUUUCCCAAGGAAUAUUGCGCAAUUGGGUUAUUUUAGUUUAGUACACCUCUACUUAUAUAAGACGAGUUUGAGCAGUAGUGUCAAGUGAUUCCUACUUCCUAAAUAUUGUAAUAAAUUUGUUAUGAAUAUAAA
Molecule: messenger RNA, 12966 nt
Organism: Leptidea sinapis
Lineage: Eukaryota; Metazoa; Arthropoda; Insecta; Lepidoptera; Pieridae
Gene: MYPT-75D
Product: protein phosphatase 1 regulatory subunit 16A
Exons: 10
Coding region: 292-2133 (613 amino acids)
Cellular component (GO): cytoplasm
Molecular function (GO): enzyme inhibitor activity; protein binding; phosphatase regulator activity
Source: RefSeq, a predicted model, not a curated record